This is a messenger RNA of Manihot esculenta (cassava), 720 nucleotides long. RefSeq names its product small nuclear ribonucleoprotein SmD1a. The record is from RefSeq and is a predicted model, not a curated record. Gene Ontology annotation, cellular component: pICln-Sm protein complex; catalytic step 2 spliceosome; U4 snRNP. The transcript is spliced from 4 exons. Gene Ontology annotation, molecular function: RNA binding. NCBI's taxonomy places the organism in Eukaryota, Viridiplantae, Streptophyta, Magnoliopsida, Malpighiales, Euphorbiaceae. Gene Ontology annotation, biological process: spliceosomal snRNP assembly; RNA processing. Bases 149 to 493 code for a protein of 114 amino acids.
CUCGAAAGCAAUUUUAGAACAGGCCUCUGCCCUAACGCGUGACCUCGUGCAGACUUCACUUCAAAGGUCCCGUCCCCUCCCUCCCGCUUUCUUUGAUUAGCCUUUACUGUGCUUCUUCAAACCCUAGAUUUCACAUUCCUCGUCCAAAAUGAAGCUUGUCAGGUUUUUGAUGAAGUUGAACAACGAGACCGUGUCAAUUGAGCUCAAGAAUGGAACCGUUGUUCACGGCACCAUUACAGGUGUGGAUAUCAGUAUGAAUACUCAUCUGAAGACUGUGAAACUAACACUGAAGGGGAAAAAUCCAGUAAACUUAGAUCAUCUCAGUGUGAGGGGUAACAAUAUUCGAUAUUAUAUCCUUCCUGACAGCUUGAAUCUUGAAACUUUGUUGGUUGAAGAUACACCUCGGGUCAAACCUAAGAAACCAACUGCUGGGAGGCCUUUGGGACGUGGUCGGGGCCGUGGACGCGGUCGUGGACGUGGUCGGGGCCGUUAGUAGGGUUGCAAUUAUUCUAAUUUUUGGGCAUCUAGUUAUGUAAACACCUAUGUUGUAAGGAUAAUUUGUUGGUAGAGAAAGAAACAUGAAGAGAGUGUUAUUUCUAUUUUGUUGCUCUGUUUGCCUUAGAGGCUAAUUUGCGGAUUUGAGGCUUUUCUCCUUGGUUGAAUUUCUAUCUAGCGUUAGCAGCAAGUUGGAAAAUGAUGAGUUCAUGACAUAUUAUUGCU